Molecule: messenger RNA, 2548 nt
Organism: Marmota monax (woodchuck)
Lineage: Eukaryota; Metazoa; Chordata; Mammalia; Rodentia; Sciuridae
Gene: Nxph1
Product: neurexophilin 1
Exons: 3
Coding region: 525-1340 (271 amino acids)
Molecular function (GO): signaling receptor binding
Source: RefSeq, a predicted model, not a curated record
AAGCUGGGAAUCCUGGGCUGCUGGUCCCAGUGCCAGCUUUGGCAGUCCCAGUCUGUCCGGCACAGCAGCCCGGCGCAUUCUCUUUUCUCCCUCCCAUUUUUCUUCCUCCCUUUUAUUCUUUUCUUUCCUCCUCUACUUCCCCCUCCCUCUUUUGCCUCUUAAGUUUCCUGCACCGUGAAUCCAACUGUGCCAAGCCUGGGCUCUCGCGAACCAAUCCAGAGCGCGACCCGGGCAUUGGGACGCCGACUCCGCCAAGGCUGGAGGAGGCAGCUGGACCCGUCCUCGCCCGAGCAUGGAGACGGAGCUCCAGGGAGGGCACGUCCGGGGCGCUGGAGACGCCAGGCCCGAGUAGCUCCUCCAUGGAGCCUGCCCAGAGCGGUCAGUGCUCUCCGGAUUCUCCUCCAGUCCUGUGUGGCUGCUGAGAGCGCUCCUUGCUCUGUAAAGUGGAUGUCAGGUGGAUCUAUGUUUUUGAAGGAACAAAGACUCAGCGAAGGCACCGCCAAGGAAGUUUGAGACGCGGGAGGAUGCAGGCUGCGUGCUGGUACGUGCUUCUCCUCCUGCAGCCCACGUUCUACUUGGUCACAUGUGCCAACUUAACGAAUGGUGGAAAGUCAGAACUUCUGAAGUCGGGAAGCAGCAAAUCCACACUGAAGCACAUAUGGACAGAAAGCAGCAAAGACUUAUCUAUCAGCCGACUCCUGUCACAGACUUUUCGUGGCAAAGAAAAUGAUACAGAUUUGGACCUGCGAUAUGACACCCCAGAACCUUAUUCUGAACAAGACCUCUGGGACUGGCUGAGGAACUCCACAGACCUCCAAGAGCCUCGGCCCAGGGCCAAGAGAAGGCCCAUUGUUAAGACGGGCAAGUUUAAGAAAAUGUUUGGAUGGGGUGAUUUUCAUUCCAACAUCAAAACAGUGAAGCUGAACCUAUUGAUUACUGGGAAAAUUGUGGAUCAUGGAAACGGGACAUUUAGUGUUUAUUUCAGGCAUAAUUCCACUGGUCAAGGGAAUGUAUCUGUCAGUCUGGUGCCCCCUACAAAAAUUGUGGAGUUCGAUUUGGCACAACAAACCGUGAUUGAUGCCAAAGAUUCCAAGUCCUUUAACUGUCGAAUCGAAUAUGAAAAGGUUGACAAGGCUACCAAGAACACACUCUGCAACUAUGACCCUUCCAAAACCUGUUACCAGGAGCAGACCCAAAGUCAUGUGUCCUGGCUCUGCUCCAAGCCCUUCAAGGUGAUCUGUAUUUACAUAUCCUUUUAUAGUACAGAUUAUAAACUAGUACAGAAAGUGUGCCCCGACUACAACUACCACAGUGACACACCUUACUUUCCCUCUGGAUGAGGAUGAACAAGAGGGUGAGACUGAAGCCUGAGGAAUUAAAGGUCAUGUGACAGGGCUGUUACCUCAAAGAAGAAGGUCACAUCUGUUGCCUGGAAUGUGUCUACACUGCUGCUCUUGUCAACUGGCUGCAAAUACGCUAGUGGAAAACAAUCUGAUGUAAUUUCUGCCCAGUCAGCUUCAUCUCUCAGUAUAGUUGUAAAUCAUCACAGAUUUUAAAGUCAUACUUGAGGGCAUACCCUCACAUGUAGAGGUACACAAACACACACUCAUGCACAUCUCAGCUUGCAUCUGUCAUCGGUUGAGAGGGCUUUCAUUGUCUGACUCAUAAUGGUUCAGGAUAAACUAUCAUCAAACGAAAGGAUCAACUAGACAGAAAAUGUUUCUAACAUUCACUGUUACAGAAAUCUCUUUUUAAAGUCUCGAGUCCAUGCUAAUCAAUAAUCCCCACUCAUGCAUUCCUACUGCUUGGAGUAGCUGUACUGGUAAAUACUACUGUAGGAGUAUAUGCUUGUUAAAAUGGAAAAAUGUGUCUUUAGAGCUCAGUAUUCUUUAUUUUAUGAACACAACAAAGUGUAGUAACUUUUUUCCAGCGUAUGGUAGGCACAUUCAAGGUGAUAUAAGAUGGCUCUUUUUUUUUUUUUUUUUUUUUUCCUAUGGAAGGAGCCUGUUUUCAGUAAAGAUGAGCAAACAUUAGGAAUUUACAUGUGGGCAGAUGUUGGGAUUACAGCUUUCAUCGCCAAUCAUUGGACAUUUGCGAAGUUGAGACCAGCUAAGGCUGCUUAAAACAGUUCUGAUCAUUAUAUAAGAAGGGAAAUGCCUGGCAGACACCAUGUAAGUUAUAAGUGUCUGUCUUAUCUUUACUACACAUAUUGUAACAAAUUCAAUAUCCUAGUCUUCAUUUGUAUGAAUGGUUUGUAUUGUACAUAGUUUAACCAAGUGUUAUUUGAGCUGCUUAUUAAUAUUAAAUUGUACUUGUCUCUCUGCUUGUUAUUGGUUAAAAAAGAAAAAAAAAGGAUAUGAGGAAUCCAUUUUAUCAAUGUAGCUAUGAACUCCAUUAAAAAGGCAAACAAUGUACAAAGCAUUUAUUCAGCUCAAGUAUUGUUGAAAGCUAUACAUAUACAACAUUACACUGUCUGUAUUUAGAUAUUUUAUUUCUGGACAAAACAAAAUGUACAUAAAAAUAAAACACUUAAAUUUGAGUUUCAAUA